AUGUCUUGUCAAUCAUUUAUAAUUUUUGAUGAAUUUGAAAGCAAUAAAGAAAACAUCGAUCCUCUAACUGGAUUUUGCUCAAAUGUUUCACAUAAUCUCUCAAAUAAAUCAAAUAAAAAAAGGGUACCAUUAAGAGAUAUUACUCAUAAAACUUCAAAAUCUAGUAGUGAUAAUAAACCAAUGGCCACUUUUCUCCCACCUGCCUUCAAUUUAACUGUAAAACCUUCACCAAGAAAUAAUACUCCAGUUGAACCAACAAUUAGAUCAAUCAGAUAA
This is a messenger RNA of Dictyostelium purpureum, 276 nucleotides long. RefSeq lists its product as uncharacterized. NCBI's taxonomy places the organism in Eukaryota, Evosea, Eumycetozoa, Dictyosteliales, Dictyosteliaceae. The coding region runs from base 1 to 276 and encodes 91 amino acids. The transcript is spliced from 2 exons. The record is from RefSeq and is a predicted model, not a curated record.